This is a messenger RNA of Candoia aspera, 4129 nucleotides long. It is a transcript of the gene CDH5, whose product is annotated as cadherin 5. Gene Ontology annotation, molecular function: calcium ion binding; cadherin binding. Gene Ontology annotation, cellular component: catenin complex; bicellular tight junction; plasma membrane. Lineage: Eukaryota; Metazoa; Chordata; Lepidosauria; Squamata; Candoiidae. The coding region runs from base 196 to 2526 and encodes 776 amino acids. The transcript has 11 exons. Gene Ontology annotation, biological process: calcium-dependent cell-cell adhesion; cell-cell adhesion mediated by cadherin; cell morphogenesis. The record is from RefSeq and is a predicted model, not a curated record.
AGUUGGAUGGCAGACCAUCAAAGAAUUCCAAGGCUAUAGGGUAGACUGGGAAGUUAAAAAAUAUCUUGGAAACAGCCUGUGACAAAUCUUUUUUGUGCUAUUAUCAAGAAAAUUUAAUAGUUGUGUCCAUGUAGUCACCAGAUGGUUUUUGACUUUUUAAAAAACAGGGGUUUCCAAAAUAAUUGAACUACAAAGAUGGCAAGCUGCUCUCCAUUCCUCCUCCUCUUUAUCUUGAUGCUGACUUCUUCUGGUGUGUAUGGAAACCAUUCCUCAAAGUCGGUCAUGAAUGAUAGCUUCCAUAGGCGAAUGAAGAGAGAGUGGAUCUGGAAUAAAAUGCACAUUUCUGAAGAGCAGAAUGGGACUCUACCUCAUCAUGUUGGAAAGAUCACAUCAACUGUCCAGAAUCCCAAUGCCAAGUAUGUUCUUAAAGGGGAAGGUGCUGGGACUUUAUUCAGAGUUGAUGAAUUUACUGGAGAUGUAUCUGUGAGUGAAACACUGGAUCGAGAGAAGAAAGCUGAAUAUGAGCUCACAGCUCUGAUUUUUAAUCGUCUUACCAACCAUCAGUUGGAGGAGCCGUCCAAAUUCCGCAUCAUUGUUCAUGAUAUUAAUGACAAUGCCCCAGUAUUUGUUCAAAAGGUGUUUAAUGGUUCAGUGGCAGAAAUGUCACCACUAGGAACAUCUGUUACCAAAGUGACGGCUGUAGAUUCUGAUGACCCGACACUCCACGGUCAUGCAGAUGUUUUCUACGAAGUUACUGAUGGCAAGAACUACUUCAGAAUAGAUAACUCAGGAACCAUCUACACAGCUGUGCCUGAUUUGGACAGAGAACAAAAGGCUACAUAUACUAUCCGGGUGAAAGCAAGGGAUGGCAAAGGGCUGCAUGCUGAAGAAUUGGGUACUGCUACCGUCGUCAUUAAAUUAAUUGAUAUCAAUGACAAUUUCCCAACAUUCAAACAAAAAAACUUCACUUUCGAAGUCCCUGAAAAUGUCAGUUUAAAUGGUGAAGUUGGUAGAUUAAAAGUAGAGGACAUUGAUGAGCCAGAAAACAGGAAUACCAAGUAUAUCUUUCGCCAAGGGCAUUACCAAGACACCUUUAAAAUUAUUGCAAAUCGCUACACAAAUGAAGGAAUAAUCCAACCUACAAAGCCCUUGGACUUUGAAAAGAUACCUAUGUACAAGUUUGUGGUCGAAGCUACUGAUGCAAAUAUCAACUAUGCCUACUCCAUGCGGAAGAGUCCUGAGAGCAUUGCAAGUGUAAUUAUCAAAGUUAUUGAUGUUGAUGAACCUCCAGUUUUCACCCAGACUUCCUAUACAUUCACCGUACAAGAAGACAGUGAAAUCAAGAUUUCUCUUGGGUGUAUUUCUGCAAGUGACCCAGACAAAGCCAAGCGGAAAAUAAGUUACCGUAUCCUAAGAUCCACUUCUUUUGAAAUAAAUACCAUUGGGUGUAUUUUUGCCACAAAGCGUCUGGACAGAGAAGAAAACACCUGGCAUAACAUAACUGUAGCAGCUAAUGAGCUGGACCAAAACAAAAAGGUAGUACCUAGAUUAGAAACCCAUGUACCAGUCUAUAUUAAAAUCAAGGAUAUAAAUGACAACGCCCCAGAAUUGGCUUUUCCAUAUGACCCGCGUGUGUGUGAAAAUGCUUCACCAGGACAGGUGAUCACAAGUCUUUCUGCCACGGACAAGGAUGAAAUGUCACCAGACGUGAAAUUCAACUAUUUCUUGACUUCUGAAGAGAGCAAUUUUACCCUCAUUGACAAUCAUGAUAACACAGCAAAUAUCACCGUCAAGUUUGGACAGUUCAAUCGAGAGCUAGUCAAAACUCAUCUCUUGCCUAUCAUCAUCUCCGACAAUGGGGCACCACCGCAAACCAGCACAAACACCCUUACCAUCCAUGUCUGCAAAUGCAACAAGGAAGGCGAUUUCACUUUUUGUGAAGAGCCAGCAAAGGUAGUGGAAGUCGGCCUCGAAGUAUUGGUGACAAUCUUUGUCUGCAUCUUCACCAUCCUCGCAUUAGCUAUGCUGCUGAUAGUCUGGAGGAGAAGGCACAAGAAAGAUCUAAGUGUUCUCAGGAAGAACGUAGAAGAGAUCCAUGAGCAGCUGGUGGCCUACGAUGAAGAAGGUGGUGGUGAAAUGGACACCACCAGUUACGAUGUCUCAGUUCUCAAUUCAGCCCGCCAGAGAUGCAUAACAUCCCCAAGAACUACUAUAGAGGACUCAUCUUGCAGUUAUCCCCAGGUACAAAAGAUCCCCGAGAAUGUCCCUUCAGGCAUUGGAGAAAUGGGCUUUAUGAUUGAGGUGAAAAAAGAUGAAGCUGAUAAUGAUGGAGAUUUGUUGCCAUAUGACACCCUCCACAUAUAUGGCUAUGAAGGGGCUGAGUCUAUUGCAGAAUCUCUAAGCUCCCUGGGUUCAGGGUCCUUGGACUUGGAUAUUGAUUAUGAUUUUCUCAAUGAUUGGGGUCCCAGAUUUAAAAUGCUGGCAGAGCUUUAUGGGCUGGAACCUAAUGGAGAUCUGGUGUACUGAGGGUAGUCAAUGGCAGAUUAUCCCAACCCUGUCGAUAAACAAUAAAACUGAAAGACUGUUCAGAAAGCAGAAUCAAUCAACUCUUUAUGCAUUCCUCAUACAAAAAAUCAGAUUUUCAUACAUUUUCAGAGCAGACUGAGAUAGCCUGUGCAAAAGAAGCUAUAAACAAAAUCAGGUCUGUAGAUAUUUUUUAAAAAAUGGAAAUGCCAUUGUACUGGGGAAUUGAAAAAUGUUUCUUCUUAUAUAGAAAUCCAGUGCUUAAAUGUUUUUAAAGUAUGGUGGUUCUUGCCUGUUAUAAGAAAGCUCAGAUGAUGGCUUGCCUGUCCUGAUUGUUGCAACUCUAAUUAAAUGCAUUUUUAGUUACAAUCUUUUACUGAAUGAAUUAUCUCAACAGCCCUGUGAUACUUAUACAUAUGUGUUACUGGUGGUAAUGAACAGCAUCUGAGCUAAUGCAAACGACUCAGGUCCCAAAUCAAAGUCUCUACCAAACCCACCAGAAGACCAUGUUUCCAUCCACUUCCAUAUAACUACCCCAACCAUUUGUAGUCAGAGCAGGCAUGGAUGGAACAACAAGAACAACAAAAAACCCUCACUAACAUCAGUGCCUAUCCAUUGUUUUAGAUUUCAAAUAUUCACUUUGACACCCUGCUACCUGGUUUUUACUUAGACACCCAUUUUUAUUCAUUAAAAAAGCCACAUUUUCAAACACAGCUAAAGACAUUCAGCUGCUGCAAGAAAUUACCCAAAUUGAACAGCCUUGUUAACUGUGAAACUAUCUUAAUUAUUUUCUUCUUGUAGUUUACUUUUUCCUUAGAGGUACUAUAAAAUGGGGUAUUUUCUCAUGAAGUUGUUGGCACUCUCAAAUGUAAAUAGCAGAUACAUUUCUGAUCUGGCAGUUCCUGGAGGAGGAUAGACCCUUCCCUAAUAAUGUGAUCAUUAUCUUUUUUUCACUUUCUAGUCUGCUGAAAAAGCCCCAUGGCUUAACUUCUCAAGGUCAUUCCCACAUACCAUUGCAGCAACAGAACUGGUGCUCCCACCAAUUAAAUUAUGUGAAAUUAGAGGCAUGACUUGUUGAAAUGGGUGGCCAUAAAAAUUAACUAAACAAUUGACCAUCUAAAGAACAGUAAACCAUGAUUAGAGGCUAAAGGUAACUAAGAAUACCACUGAUAGUGACUGACCUGACCACAACAGUUUGCAUACAGCAGUUCAUUACGUGAGCCACAGUAUUGCUUCACAGCAUCAUUAUUACUGAUUAUGCAUAAAAUCACUUAGUCUGAAUAUUGAGAACAGAUUUUUUUUGAGGGGGGAGGAACAAAUACAAUUUUUUAUGUACCAUGUGACAUAAAGUCACAUAUGUGACAUAAAGUCACAUGAAACUCAGUAGGACAUACUUCUGAGAACAGAUAUAUAGUGCAAGGCUGUCUUUUUUUAAUGUAUUCCCCAAACUCCUGAUUCCUAUUGAAGAAUGUAUUCAUGUUUUCUGAAAUAUACUACCUACUAACAAACAUACUCUUUUAUAAUUAAUAUGCUCAAUAUGUAACCUUGGGAUUAUUACUUAGAACAACUGUAAUGAUUUUGCAAACAAUUAUCAAGAUUUCAAGUG